Harmonia axyridis is the source of this 2809-nucleotide messenger RNA. RefSeq names its product GTP-binding protein Rit1 (gene Ric). The record is from RefSeq and is a predicted model, not a curated record. The transcript is spliced from 4 exons. Gene Ontology annotation, cellular component: plasma membrane. Lineage: Eukaryota; Metazoa; Arthropoda; Insecta; Coleoptera; Coccinellidae. Gene Ontology annotation, biological process: Ras protein signal transduction. Gene Ontology annotation, molecular function: GTPase activity; calmodulin binding; GTP binding. Bases 152 to 919 code for a protein of 255 amino acids.
ACAACAAUGAUUUACAUUGGACUUGACGUUCCAAUGUUUAUUUGAAUUUUUUUAAUGGCCUUACUUCUAGAUAGUCUGGGCGAGAGACGGAGAGAGAUAAUUUUCAAUAUGAUGUUGGGGUACAUAAUUUGAAUUAACCGCUCCUCGUGAAAUGGCUGGCGAAGUAAGUUUGAAGAAAAAGGGUAAAUUAUAUAGACAGGAAUCCAGUAAAUCUGGAAAAGAUUCGGAAAAUGGUUCAGAUCGACUAAUUGCUAGUAGUAGCAAUAAUCAAGACAAAACGAGGAGCGGUGUAAGAGUAUAUAAAAUCGUAGUAUUAGGAGAUGGGGGUGUUGGUAAAUCUGCUGUUACUCUUCAGUUUGUCAGUCACAGCUUCUUAGAUUAUCAUGACCCUACAAUAGAGGAUUCAUAUCAACAACAAGCCGUUAUAGAUGGAGAGCCAGCUUUGUUAGAUAUAUUAGAUACUGCCGGACAGGUGGAAUUUACUGCCAUGCGAGACCAGUAUAUGAGAUGUGGAGAAGGAUUUUUGAUUUGCUAUAGUGUGACAGAUAGGCAUAGUUUUCAAGAAGCGCUGGAGUAUAGGAAACUAAUACAAAAAGUACGAGCAUCCGAAGAUACUCCAUUAGUUCUUGUUGGAAACAAAUUUGAUCUCCAAAUGCAAAGAAAAGUAACAACUGAAGAAGGCAGAUCAUUAGCCAGGCAAUUAGGAUGCCCAUUUUAUGAAACUUCAGCAGCUUUUCGAACUUAUGUUGAUGAUGCUUUCCACACUUUAGUGAGAGAAAUAAGAGCAAGAGAAAGAGAGAAAUAUGGAUUUAGCAGUAAUAGCCGUAAACCACAGAAGCAUAGUAAGUGGUGGAGAUUAAGAAGUAUAUUUGCACUUGUGUUCAAAAGAAAACGGAACAAUACCUAUAACAACCCAUGAAUUAAUUUUCUUUUAUUUAAAUGUUUCAUUUUGAAGAUUGAGUAAUAAUUUAAAUAUAUUCAUUGACUUCUCAUCUAAUGGCAUAAAACAAAGAUUGAAGUUUGAACGGAUUUCAAGCUUAUAUAUUGUAAAGAUAUAUAUCUUGCAACUAACAUCCUUACUUGAAUAUAAUAAACCUCUUCCUACAAAAAAGUGAACAUUGAUUGAAGUGAAUUCCAUCCAUAUAAAAUGGAUAAUAAGAUUAUUAUCAAGUUGCUGUUAUAUUAUUUAGGACAAUUAAAUUAUUUCCAAAAAAAUUUCUUCUUGAUGUGUUUAUUCUAUCAGAUGUAGAAGAAAAUACUGUUUACAUGUAGGUUAUAACAGCAAGUGUUACCAAAAUAAAGAUUCAUAAACUCUUUCUAAUGAAAUUUGUAUAAGUGUGCAUUUAUGCAGCAUAAAAUAACCAAUAUCACUCAAUAAUUAUCAAGUAAACAAAAGCCAAAAUGUUAUUGUGGAUUUAUGCAGUUUUAAAAAAUAAAAAAAAAAAUUAGCAAAUGUUUUUUUUCAAUAAGUGUAUAAAUUGUGCAGCCAAAUUGAUAUUUGUUAUUUGCAUAAAUUCAUACUAAAUCCCAAAAAUAGAAAUUUACUCUGCAUACAUUUGAUGAUAGAUUUAUGAGUAGCUGUCAAAUUAUGAGUAUAAAAUGAAAAUAAAUAUAAGGAAAAUCAGUAGGUGUUAUCAAAAUACAUGUAGACACUUCAUCUCAAAGUUUAUUGAAUUGUUGGUUGCCAAAAUAGAAAUAAUUAUAUAAAAUUAUUAUAAAGUGAAUAUAAAAGUGUCAUCGAAACACUUUUCUGACUAGAGUGAUGCAUGAUUCAUUCUUUAUCUUUUCCAAUGAAAUUUUUCUACCUCACAUACAGAAAUUGUAUUAUUGAAUUACCCACAGGGGUCAUUCACUCAUUCAUGAGAGGUUUAUAUUUGAAUUUUUCUGGAAAUUGAUGGUCUCCCUUUGAAUUGAUUUGAAAAUUGAAAAAUUGAAAAUUGAUUUGAAAAUUUCUGAGAAAACCAAAUUAAUUAAAAAAAUACCAAAAAUAUGAUCAAUUUUUUCGAACCUAGUAGUUGCCAAAUUUGUCAGGCAAUUUAAUUCAUUAUUAAUAGAUAGGGUACUUUUGUUCUUUUUGAAAUAAGAGAAUAAUGUUCAACUUCCGCUACUUUCAGAAGUUGCAUAAAAAUUAUGAUAUUUCAGCCAAGAAGUUUACUUGCCAAAACAAUCUGUCAAUUUCAGAACUAAAUUUCAUUUAAUUUUUCAGAAAUUCAUUUCAUAUACCUUUUGUGAGUGACCCUGUAUAUAGCGCAAUCCAUUACUAUCUUAAGUUCAAAAUAUUGUCCUUAGAUAUGCCUCCUUGAAGGAUGAUAUCUCUGAAAUUAGUGUCCAAAAAUAUGAAAGAAAAAGGAGAGCAACAAAUAUGUUCUUAAAGAUAAUGAAAACAAAGAUCUUGCUAUAUAACGUACAUUAGGCAAAACUAGAUUUAUGAAAAAAUACACGAAAUGGUAAAAAAUACCUAUUCUGUUCAAAUAUAUCUCUUCAAAUAAUUUCAGCAAUGAAGUCGAUUUGUCUAUUCUGGAUUGAAUUCUAGGCUGAACAUAUUCUUCUCCAAGAGGCAUAUUUCUGCAAGAUACCAUCUUACACGGAAACUGUUUCUUAUCACCAUUAGUGUCUGCCCAAAUCCACUAAGAAACACCAAUAAAUGUUUGGAAUUUAGUGUUCCACACAGAAUGUUCAAUUUUAUUUGCAUACAAUUAUAGCUGUUCAGAAUAUCUCCUGAUAAAAAAUCAGUGCCAUAAUGAUUUUUCAGAAUUUGAUCACUUCUGUUACUUGUAACUGAGAUGAAGAUAAAAUAGAGAAAAUACAA